This is a messenger RNA of Anopheles funestus (African malaria mosquito), 3834 nucleotides long. RefSeq names its product A disintegrin and metalloproteinase with thrombospondin motifs adt-2-like. Gene Ontology annotation, biological process: proteolysis; extracellular matrix organization. Bases 881 to 3265 code for a protein of 794 amino acids. Gene Ontology annotation, molecular function: metalloendopeptidase activity. NCBI's taxonomy places the organism in Eukaryota, Metazoa, Arthropoda, Insecta, Diptera, Culicidae. The record is from RefSeq and is a predicted model, not a curated record. Gene Ontology annotation, cellular component: extracellular matrix. The transcript is spliced from 7 exons.
AAAUCGCCAUUAUAUUUAUUAUUCACUUUGGUUCCAACUUUUAUGUAGGUUGCACCUCUGUGUAGAUCAUACGAAUUUCUACAAAUGAUGUAAUUAAUAUGGUCCCCUUCGACAGGCUUCGAUCAAAUAGCAAAAUCAACCAUGAUCGUUCAUGAUGGAAUGCAACAUAAAUUAAGAAUAACUGUAACAAAAUGAUGCAAACAUAUUUAACCAGUAUGGUACGCGACAAUUCGACUGUCGCUUUAGUUCUGUUAUCUUCUUCUAAUUAGAUAAUUGCCAGGUCAAGGAUCCAGGCGCCGGAAAAAGCCAUGGAUCAAAAACACACUGCACUUGACACGCCGCACACCUUUAGCCGGCGCACGAAAGCGCGUGUCAUACAAAUGGAUGCAAUUACGAUAAAUCGAAGCUGCGCAACGACUCCAGAACUUCCCGACUACUCACGCCAACGUGCACCCGCUGCUUGAUACCCGCAUCGCGAGCUGAAUUUGAAUACCUCUUCGACAAACAUCCACAUCCACGGUACUCGCAAUUGCAGUCACCUUUCCCCGCGUCUUCGUCCUCUUACCACGAACCACAUCCGUUUUACUGCAGGUUGCGGAGCAGCAGUGCGUGUGGUUUGUCGCGUUGUUGUUCCUGUCCGAUUCCGCACCGUGCAUCUGUGCCACUGAUCUCAUUCGCCAUCUUGACUGCGGGAGUUGGAACGAUAGUCGUAUAACUGCGUCACUCGUGCAGAAUGCCAAAUUCCCCCCGAAAUCCAUUUAAAACCUUUGGAAGGACAGAAUUUCUCCUGUAGUUGGAUUUCGGUGCCGGUAGCACACGGUUCGGUAUUUUGCUGUGACGUGGUUGUGAAGUGAUCGUAAGCUGGUAAAACACGCACAACAUGUUGCGAACACAGUGGAUUACUGGAAUUGUUGCCGUUCUGAUCAUAAGCGUGAUCGCCGCACAAACGCUCGAUCAACAAAUGAAACAGCUGUUCGAGGAUGGACUUUCAAGCGCGGAACGAAUAAAAUAUUUUGGCAGUGAGAGUGAAAGUGAUUGGCCUUAUUAUGAAGUGGUGAAUCUUGAGGUGCAUCGCCCAGAUGGUGUAGUGGAAGUGAAAGAUUUCAACUUAAGUUUCUCCUUUCGGAAUGAACCGAUUGUGCUACACCUAAGACCGAACAACGUGCUAACUACUCCGACGACUGUGUACACAACGGCACAGGAACGUGUCACGAAGGUGCUGAACAGGAAUGCAUCGGAGAUCGGCGAGCAUUUUGUGCAUAAUGAUGAAAACUUCACGGCUGCCUUUUCGACCAGUGGUGACGAUCGAUUUACGGGUAUACUAUUUCACACGACUGGACCACUAGAAAUUCUUCCUUUGGAUCACCAGUUACUAUCCUUGCAACUGUCAUCAACUUUACAAAAACCACAUUUGAUCAAAGCACUUCAGUUGCCAACAACUUCCUCCGACGUAUCGUAUGAGCUCAUACGCCGUCGUACACACUCCGAAAUUCAUCUGCUUGGUGACACACUUGGACAAAUGAACUAUUCCUCAUCCGAGCUGGAAGAACUGGAUGCCAGAGAUGGUCGCAAUCGAAGUGCUCCGACAAGAAGUGGCAAACCUUUGGUGGAGCUGGCUGUAUUUUUUGAUGAAGCAGCGUAUAAAACAUUUGCUCCUUACUUCAAUUACAACGAUGCAGCGUUACGAGAUUUUCUACUAGCGUACAUCAACGGAAUUCAAGCCCUGUACCAUCAUCCGUCCCUUGGACAAGGGAUCGAUAUUGCGUUAGUGUAUCUUGAGCUAAUGCGCACCCAGCCCUCUGCUAUGCCGCACUACAAUGGGGAACGAAAUUUGUUGCUAGAUUCUUUCUGUUCCUAUCAGGACAGCUUAAAUCGGGGCCGAUGGGAUAUGGCUUUGUACCUGUCGGGGUUGGAUUUUUACGCGAUUGAAAACGGUCGCCGUAAUGGAGGAACCAUGGGCCUAGCAACGGUCGGUGGAGUGUGUUUAAGUGAGUACGCAUGCGUCAUUGCUGAGUUCGGUGCUAGAAAUGUGUUCGGCAAGCCAUAUCCUUCAUCAGGCUUUACAUCCAUUUUUAUUGCGGCUCACGAGAUCGGCCACAAUUUAGGAAUGCAUCAUGACUCCGUAGGAAAUCGAUGCCCAAAGGAUGGAUUUGUAAUGUCUCCCUCAAGAGGAACACAAGGAGAAACCACGUGGUCUACGUGUAGCGCCGAUGUGAUCUCACAACUGAAUUGGGCUACUUGUCUGUUCGAAACGGACUCGAAAGCAGUCACAGAGUAUGAUACCACGAAGUACUACGAUCACCCAGGGCAGGCUUGGACAGCUAAAAAACAGUGUGAGGUGCUUCUAACCGAUAAGGAUGCCAUUCUUGCGUCUUCUGAAUUGCCAGCCAUUUGUCAAAACCUGCGGUGUCGCACUCCUCAUCGAACUGGAUUUUAUUUUGCUGGUCCAGCACUAGAGGGCACCGAUUGCGGGGAAAAUAAGUGGUGUGAAGGAGGCACAUGCAUAAAGCAGAAGAAGAAACCAUCCUACAUUGUUCCAGGCGGUUGGAGCGAAUGGAAGGACGAAGAGUGUGUUUCCGGCUGUUUGGAACAUUCGAAGGGAUAUAAGCGACGAACGCGCCGCUGUGAUAAUCCUGCACCAGUCAAUACCGAUCAAGGUUGCGAAGGUGUCGCCCUGGAUAUUACGAUUUGUGACGAUGGAAAGCUUUGCCAUGUGAACCGCGAACCGGUUCAGUUCUAUGCCAGUCGACGAUGCCGAGACUUCAGCCAAUUGCUUCCUCGACUGGAUCCUGAAGGUCGUGGGAUUCAGGGUCCGUACGAUUCAAAGCGAUUGUGGAUGAGCUGUGCAAUUUACUGCAAGCGGGCCGACAACGACGCAUAUUAUGCGCCAAGAUUCGAUCUGAAUGAUUUAGGUGUAGAUUCAUACUUUCCCGAUGGAACCUUGUGUCAUGAGGAAAUGGGAACGAAAUAUUAUUGUCAACAGCAUCACUGUUUGCCAGAGAACUUCAAAACAUCGAAAAUAUCUAUUUGGACCAUCACCGACGACAUACCAGUAGCAGGGAAUGCGCUGCCGCUGGACACUCAUUUCCUUAAUAUUGCAAUAUUAAAUUAUCUUUCUCUGGAUAAAAAUAUUACACCGUUGACCGGCACAUGGAACUUGAAGCCGGAGGAACUUCCAAAUGAUGAUCAGUGGGUUGAUCAGGAUUAUUUGGAUUUAUCAGGUAGCUUCAGAACUCGAGGAAACCUGUCCGAAGAAGGACUGUAAUUGUAGCUUUAAAGCAAUAGAAUUGUAAAAACAUGUUAAAAUAUUGUUCUAAUAUACAUACUUACAGUUCAACGAAAUUUAAACUAUUUUUUUUUUAUUGUUCAUCGCUUCAAACGAACGCAUUUACAAAUAAAAAUAUCUAUAAACCGCUGAAAAUGUUUUUUUUUUCUUUUGAGAAUCAACCCAUUUUUUAUUUAAUGUUCUUGAAACAUUUUUUAAAGCACAUCUUUCUUCUAUUAUAAGUAAUAUAAUUUAAAUGUUUUACAAUGUUACGUAUGCAAAGAUUAUAUAAUUCGUGAUUGCCUUCCAAUCAGCCAAAGAAGGUAGCUUCUUCACAACACCUCGCAGGAAGUUACAAUCAGUCGAAAGCGUGAUAUUUGUGUUUGGUUAAGAUAUUUAAGCGCACCCAAAACAUGAUAAUUCACUUAGAAACUAAUGAUAAACAAAUCUUACUGAUGUUUUGGUGAAUGUGUAAAUUUAGGAAUGAAACAGUACAGUUGUAAAUGAUAACAACAUACGGAUGGAUUCUUUUGCCUACAGGUACUAAUCAGAUCGAACCAGUCACGGCC